Molecule: messenger RNA, 2141 nt
Organism: Sander lucioperca (pikeperch)
Lineage: Eukaryota; Metazoa; Chordata; Actinopteri; Perciformes; Percidae
Gene: lmx1bb
Product: LIM homeobox transcription factor 1, beta b
Exons: 9
Coding region: 545-1744 (399 amino acids)
Biological process (GO): regulation of transcription by RNA polymerase II; neuron differentiation
Cellular component (GO): nucleus
Molecular function (GO): DNA-binding transcription factor activity, RNA polymerase II-specific; RNA polymerase II transcription regulatory region sequence-specific DNA binding
Source: RefSeq, a predicted model, not a curated record
ACAACCAACCAACCAACCGUCUCUGCUGCUUUCCAAAGAGUUACUGCCACUGGGACAGCUACACACAGACACGCUUGUUAUUUUUUUGGAUUUGUUGUCAAGUUGUGUUCCUUUUUUUCUCACCUUUAACAAAAACGUGUUGUCCCGUGAAGAGAUCCCUGGCAGGCAGCUUUCUCCCGUCGGCUCGAGGACGAGAGGAUACAGCUUCCCCCCCUCCCAGUCCUCUAAUCAUAUAACAGGUGACUGUUGAAGAGACUUUUCCCCUCGUUUAUUGUGUCCUUCUCUGUCUCUCCACGCUUCUCCUGACACAUUUGGGAUUUGUGUAGCCGGCUUACACUGCCGUUACCAUUUUUUUUUUUUUUUUUUUUUUGCAUUUCAAAGUUAUAGGCUCAUUUUCUACUUUUGCUCCUCCGAGCUGCAGGCUGUUGUCACACGGAACUCGGGCGCUUUCAACAGGUUUCCAGCCUUCGCUUCCUCGCUUUGCCUCCAGACAGCUGUGUGUGUGCCCGCCCGGGAUUCUCUUAUCCAGUCUGACCGUAUUCUUAUGGAUAUUGCAACAGGUCUGGUGUCACUGGAGCGCCUCUCCGCGGGAGAACAGUCCGAGACGUGCAUCAUGCUGGACGGCAUAAAAAUGGAAGAUCAUCCCCUGCGAUCGGGACAAGCCACGCUCGGAGUCAUGCUCGGGACUGACUGUCACCAUCCCUCCGUGUGUGAAGGAUGCCAGCGUCCCAUCUCCGACCGCUUCCUGAUGAGAGUCAACGACUCGUCAUGGCACGAGGAGUGUUUGCAGUGCACCGUGUGUCAACAGCCCCUCACCACCAGCUGUUACUUCAGAGAAAGGAAACUUUACUGCAAACACGACUACCAACAGUUGUUUGCGACCAAGUGCAGUGGCUGCAUGGAGAAGAUCGCCCCCACAGAGUUUGUGAUGCGCGCCCUGGAGUGCGUCUACCACCUGAACUGCUUCUGCUGCUGCGUGUGCGACCGGCAGCUGAGGAAGGGCGACGAGUUUGUCCUGAAGGAGGGUCAGCUGCUGUGCAAGAUCGACUACGAGAGGGAGAAGGACUUACUCAGCUCGGUUAGCCCGGAUGACUCAGACUCAGAGAAAAGUGACGAUGAGGAGUUGGACAUCAAGCCCGAGAAAGGCAUAGGAGGCCAGGGGAAGGGGGAUGAUGGGAAGGAUCCCAGGAGGCCCAAAAGGCCCCGAACCAUCCUGACCACUCAACAGAGACGGGCCUUCAAGGCCUCCUUUGAGGUUUCCUCAAAACCCUGCAGAAAGGUGAGGGAGACGCUGGCUGCAGAGACGGGACUCAGUGUUCGGGUGGUGCAGGUCUGGUUUCAGAACCAGAGAGCUAAGAUGAAGAAGUUGGCAAGAAGACAGCAGCAACAACAAGAACAACAGAAUUCUCAGAGACUUGGCCAAGAGGUAAUGUCCAAUCGGAUGGAGGGAAUGAUGAACUCCUUCACACCGCUGGCUCCGCCGCAGCAGCAGCUGCUCGCCAUGGAUCAGAACGGUUACAGCACAGACCCGUUCCAACAGGGGCUCACCCCCCCACAGAUGCCCGGGGACCACAUGAACCCAUAUGGUAAUGAUUCCGCAUUCCAUGACAUAGACAGCGACACGUCUUUAACCAGCCUCAGUGACUGCUUCAUGGCAUCGUCGGACGUCAACUCCAUGCAGGCCCGCGUGGGGAACCCCAUCGACCGCCUCUACUCCAUGCAGAACUCCUACUUUGCAUCAUGAAAGAGAAGAGUGAAAACACAUCAGCACAGAAUAAACUGCCCAUCUCAACCUAAAGCGCGAUGGCCAGGAGUUCCCACACCAACACGGACACGACAGAAGAAAACCUCGCAGUAGCUCCUGGUUAUGUGCUGAAAGCUUACUCAAAGAUAGUAAAAAAAAAAAAAAAAAAAAAACACUCGUUGUAGGACAGUGAAGAUUCCUGGAAAAAAAAAAAAUAAGACUUAAAUAUUGUUUAGAGAUUAUUCGGUAGGAUUACUUAUCUGUCACAGGGGAUGUUCUUUGUUCACUUAAAGAAAUACAAGUAGAUAUUGAAGCCACUGAUUACACACCCUCACAACCAAAUAACACAGUGAAUUUAUACAGUGCAUGAUCAAUUGUAAACUAAAACUUUUUGUAA